Molecule: messenger RNA, 234 nt
Organism: Bipolaris oryzae ATCC 44560
Lineage: Eukaryota; Fungi; Ascomycota; Dothideomycetes; Pleosporales; Pleosporaceae
Exons: 1
Coding region: 1-234 (77 amino acids)
Source: RefSeq, a predicted model, not a curated record
AUGUGCUUCUACCACGCCUACACCCACCAAUGCGGACACACGCAGAUGGUGUUCCAACAGCUAUGCCCCAAAGGCCAAAUGAUCCAACAAAAAUGCAACCGCGGACACGACGGCGUAAUCCUAGCUACAGUCAAGGUGGAGACAUCUUGUGAGAUGUGUUCAGUCAAGGUCAGACGCUUCUCCCUACACACUCGACAAGAGCUUACUAAUUCUACUGCAGUAACGCAGCUGUAA